Messenger RNA from Aspergillus melleus, 1377 nucleotides. RefSeq lists its product as uncharacterized. The transcript has a single exon. Bases 1 to 1377 code for a protein of 458 amino acids. Lineage: Eukaryota; Fungi; Ascomycota; Eurotiomycetes; Eurotiales; Aspergillaceae. The record is from RefSeq and is a predicted model, not a curated record. Gene Ontology annotation, molecular function: acyltransferase activity, transferring groups other than amino-acyl groups.
AUGGAGCCCACCACCGUAACUUACGAUCAUAUCCAGGAUGUGAUCGGUCAGCUCCCCAUUCUCAAAAGUUAUACUCACGUCCUCCUCUGCUUCCCCCUGGCAGAUGAAAAGCGUACCUCUAUCCUGGCUUCCCUUGAAUCCGCCGCCCACACGGUCAUCUCUGCCCUGCCCUUCCUCUCUGGCAGGGUCAUCAACGAAGGCGCUGGGCCCAAUAACUCCGGCGUAUUCAAAGUCGCACGUUUCCCGAGACAAGAAUCCCCGGACCACCUUUUCGUCCGCGUUGAGGACCGCUCCGCUGUCUGUCCAUCGUACGAUGAGCUUCUCGCCGCCCACGGCCCCUCCGCCAUGUUACCGGGCUACGUGCUGGGUCCCAGGAAGGCCUUCCCGGAGCCGUACGACGAGCGCGAGGACGACCCAGCCCCUGUGCUGGACAUCCAAGCGAACCUGAUCCACGGCGGCCUACUCCUCGAUAUUGCCGCCCAGCACAACAUUAUCGAUGCCGGCGGCAUCUUCCAGAUCGCCAACCUCCUCGCCACCGCCAUGCGCGGCGACCCGAUCCCCAAGGCCCAGAUCGACGAAGCCAACCGGCCCCGUCGCGAGAUCAUCCCUCUCUUAGGCCCGUGCGAGCCUCUCCUCGACCACUCCGACCUGCGCCCUUCCUUUGUCAUCAAAGACCUUCCACCCCUGGCCGCCGUCGCCCUCUUCCAAUGGCGCUACCUCCGCAUCCCCGCCGCCGCUGUAGCACGUAUCAAAGCCAUGGCCGAUGCCAACCCUGAGGACUUCGACCCAUCCACGCCCUUCGUCUCCACCAACGACGCCCUCACGGCCUUCAUCUGGCAACGUCUCACCAUAAUCCGCCUCGCCCGGCUGCAGACCCCCGACGCCAUCUCACGCAUCAGCCGCGCCGUCGACUUCCGUCGCGUCAUGGGCCUCUCCCCAGCAUACCUGGGACACAUGAUCCGAGUAGCCUUCCUCCGCCUCUCAUUCACCGACAUCGUCAAUUCCAGUCUCUCCCGUCUCGCCUCCCUCCUCCGUAAAAGCGUCCUCGACAUCACCAACGAAUACUCCCUGCGCAGCUACGUCACGUAUAUCGCCAAUGAACCUGACAAGGCUAAUAUCGCCUACGGGGGCGGGUUCGAUCCCAAGACGGACUUGUCGUGCUCGAGCAUUGCGCAUAUCCGUGUCCCUGUGUUUGGGGACCUGGGUAAGCCGGACUUGUUGAGGAGGCCGACGUAUCGGCCGUUGCCGUGCUCGGCGUAUACAGCGCCGAUGUUAGAUGGGGAGGGAAUGGAGGUUUUGAUUUGUUUGUUGGGGGAGGAGAUGGAGUUGCUUAGGGGGAAUGAUGUUUGGAGGGAGUUGAUCGAGUAUGUUGGGUAG